Penicillium macrosclerotiorum is the source of this 1197-nucleotide messenger RNA. Its product is annotated as glycoside hydrolase family protein. The record is from RefSeq and is a predicted model, not a curated record. The transcript is spliced from 2 exons. NCBI's taxonomy places the organism in Eukaryota, Fungi, Ascomycota, Eurotiomycetes, Eurotiales, Aspergillaceae. Gene Ontology annotation, biological process: fungal-type cell wall polysaccharide metabolic process. Gene Ontology annotation, cellular component: fungal-type cell wall. Bases 1 to 1197 code for a protein of 398 amino acids.
AUGGGGCCCUUUCUCAAGCUCGUCACCCUGUGCCUUUUGGCGACCUCGGUCACCGCGGCGCCAUUGAAGGUUACCCCAACCUUGACUAAGAGGUCUUCAAGUUCCUCUAGUAAGCGCGGUGCUGCCUACAAUACUGCAUCGCUAGUGUCGGCCCUGAGCACCAGUUCCGCUCAGAUUUCAUGGGCCUAUAACUGGGGUAGUGCAGUCGACGGCGAUAUCCCGUCUGGAGUUGAAUAUGUUCCUAUGCUUUGGGGUGCGGACUCCAUUGAUGGAUGGACUUCGGCGGUCAAAAAGGCGAUUAAAAACGGCAGCACUUAUAUUCUGGGUUUCAACGAGCCAGAUAUGUCCUCCCAGGCUGACAUGAGUGCGUCUGAUGCUGCGACAUACUACAAGAAAUACAUCACUCCAUACGCUGAUGAUGCGACGCUGGUUAGCCCUGCUGUUUCUUCGUCUAGCACCUCUGGUGAAGGCUUGGACUGGCUGGAGUCCUUCUUGACCGAUUGUGACGACUGCAGCGUGUCCGCUAUCGCGGUCCAUUGGUAUGGCAGCUCUCUCUCUGACUUCAAGACUUUUGUCAACGAGGCUAUUGAUACAGCCGCCGAUUACGAUAUCUCUGAAGUUUGGAUCACUGAAUUCGGCCUGAGCACUGAUGAAAGUGGAAUUUCGGAUCUUUCUACUACUGCUACUUUCGUUCAGGAAGCCAGCGACUGGCUUGAUGAACAAUCAGAGGUCACACGCUAUGCAUUCUUCUAUUGCGCGAAUGAUUAUAUGCUCACAGAUGGCGUGGCAAACUCUGUGGGCGAGGCCUACGCUAAGGGGCUGACGCAGGUUAAUGCUCUUAUAACCGCCCGCAUAUCCGGCUUUCUUGAGAAGAGCAUCCGCCUCCAACGCGUCCAUCCCGAUCGGCCAGGGAAGUACCUCAUUUCCCAGCAGAGGCUCAUCUUUAUAUUCGACAGGGUUCCACUCUCCCCAAACCAUGCCGGUGGAAAUUGUAGCAGAGGCCUGCGUGCCAACACGGAAGAAGAGUUUCUGGAAGUUGACCUCCGAAGGACUGUUCAUGUGCACGGUGGGAUUGAGGUUUUGGCCCUCGACUGCAAGGAGCUCUGCAUCUGGGUAUUUUUCCCUGACGGUCCGAACGCCGAUAUUGACGUUCCCAAGGAAACUGAGAGGAAGUUCGGAAGACAUAAUAUCGAGUAA